AGACAGGAGACGUGCUGCCGGGCUGAGCGGCCCGCGGAGAUGACUUCUGGCCAGGAAGGCGCCUCGGGAAAGCCGACCACGGGGGCAGCAAAGUUUCGGGGCAGCUGAAGAGCCUUAGCCGCAGCCCUUCCAGCCCAAUCACCCCCCUGGCUAUGGAGGGCGGACUCUAAGAUGAAUCCCGACCUGGACCCCGGCCACAACACAUCAGCACCUGCCCACUGGGGAGAGUUGAAAGAUGCCAACUUCACUGGCCCUAACCAGACCUCGAGCAACUCCACGCUGCCCCAACUGGACAUCACCAGGGCCAUCUCCGUGGGCCUGGUGCUGGGCGCCUUCAUCCUCUUUGCCAUCGUGGGCAACAUCCUAGUCAUCCUGUCUGUGGCCUGCAACCGGCACCUGCGGACGCCCACCAACUACUUCAUCGUCAACCUGGCCAUCGCCGACCUGCUGCUGAGCUUCACUGUGCUGCCCUUCUCUGCUACCCUGGAGGUGCUGGGCUACUGGGUGCUGGGACGGGUCUUCUGUGACAUCUGGGCGGCCGUGGACGUCCUCUGCUGCACAGCUUCCAUCCUGAGCCUGUGCGCCAUCUCCAUCGAUCGCUACAUCGGGGUACGCUACUCCCUACAGUAUCCCACGCUGGUGACCCGCAGGAAGGCCAUCUUGGCGCUCCUCAGUGUCUGGGUCUUGUCCACGGUCAUCUCCAUCGGGCCCCUCCUGGGGUGGAAGGAGCCAGCACCCAACGAUGACAAGGAAUGCGGGGUCACCGAAGAACCCUUCUACGCCCUCUUCUCCUCCCUGGGCUCCUUCUACAUCCCGCUGGCGGUCAUUCUGGUCAUGUACUGCCGCGUCUACGUCGUGGCCAAGAGAACCACCAAGAACCUGGAGGCCGGAGUCAUGAAGGAAAUGUCCAACUCCAAGGAGCUGACCCUGAGGAUCCACUCCAAGAACUUUCAUGAGGACACGCUCAGCAGUACCAAGGCUAAGGGCCACAACCCCAGGAGUUCCAUAGCUGUCAAACUUUUUAAGUUCUCCAGGGAGAAGAAAGCAGCCAAGACCUUGGGCAUUGUGGUCGGUAUGUUCAUCCUCUGCUGGCUCCCCUUCUUCAUCGCGCUCCCACUGGGCUCCCUGUUCUCCACCCUGAAGCCCCCCGACGCCGUGUUCAAGGUGGUGUUCUGGCUGGGUUACUUCAACAGCUGCCUCAACCCCAUCAUCUACCCGUGCUCCAGCAAGGAGUUCAAGCGCGCCUUCCUGCGCAUCCUGGGGUGCCAGUGCCGCGGCGGCCGCCGCCGCCGCCGCCGCCGCCGCCUGGGCGGCUGCGCCUACACCUACCGUCCGUGGACGCGCGGCGGCUCGCUGGAGCGCUCGCAGUCGCGCAAGGACUCGCUGGACGACAACGGCAGCUGCCUGAGCGGCAGCCAGCGGACCCUGCCCUCCGCCUCGCCCAGCCCGGGCUACCUGGGCCGCGGGGCGCCGCCGCCGGUCGAGCUGUGCGCCUUCCCGGAGUGGCGAGCGCCGGGCGCGCUCCUGAGCCUGCCCGCGCCCGAGCCCCUCGGCCGCCGCGGCCGCCACGACUCAGGCCCGCUCUUCACCUUCCAGCUCCUGGCCGACCCGGAGAGCCCGGGCACCGACGGCGACGCCGGCCACGGGGACUGCGAGGUGGCGGCCGACGUGGCCAACGGGCAGCCGGGCUUCAAGAGCAACAUGCCCCUGGCCCCCGGGCACUUCUAGGACCCCCUGCGCGCCUGCCGGACCGGGGAGGACUGCAGCCCCGUGGGGGCGGCGGGGAGGGGCGUGGUGGCGCCCGCGAGGCUCGGGCCCCGGGAUGGGGGGAGGGGGGCGGGGAGAGGGACAGCUGCUUUUCUGGCAGGGGCAUGGGUGCCAGGUACAGCGCAGAGAGCUGGGCCGAGCAUGCUGAGAGCCUGGGGCGCCCGCCCGGCCGGGGUUUCCGUCUCUCUCUGUACAUAGCUACACGAGUUCCUCUGUACUUGUAUUUAACCGUGGGUACGCGUGCGUGUGUCUGUGCGGUGUACGUGUGUGCUGCAUGUGCGCGUGUGUGGGCAGAGCGAGUGCGCGGCCCUAGCCGGUGGGCGGGCGUGGUCCCGGGACUUCGGACCUCUCCAGCUCCUCCUGGGACUUCUCUAACCGGUGACACGUGGGUGGGGCUGGAAUCCAAAUUGGACAUUAAAAGUCACUUCUCCUG
Molecule: messenger RNA, 2200 nt
Organism: Condylura cristata (star-nosed mole)
Lineage: Eukaryota; Metazoa; Chordata; Mammalia; Eulipotyphla; Talpidae
Gene: ADRA1B
Product: adrenoceptor alpha 1B
Exons: 2
Coding region: 172-1728 (518 amino acids)
Biological process (GO): cell-cell signaling; phospholipase C-activating G protein-coupled receptor signaling pathway; positive regulation of cytosolic calcium ion concentration
Cellular component (GO): membrane
Molecular function (GO): alpha1-adrenergic receptor activity
Source: RefSeq, a predicted model, not a curated record